GUAACACAUCAAAGGAUUUCAAGUAAAGGCAAAUAUGUCUAAGCCACAUGCAGUGUGCAUCCCAUUCCCAGAGCAAGGCCAUAUAAACCCUACGAUGAAACUGGCCAAGCUUCUACACCAGAGAGGCUUCCACAUAACCUUCGUCAACACCCACUUCAACCACAGCCGUAUCCUCAAAUCUAGAGGCCCUAACUCCCUCGACGGCUUGCCUGAUUUUCGCUUCGAAUCGAUCCCGGACGGCCUUCCUCCGGCGGAGAACAAAGCCGAUGCCACGCAGGACAUCCCCUCUCUCUGUGGAAGCCUUCCAAAGUUCUGCUUGGACCCCUUUCGGAAGCUUAUCACCGAGCUAAACGACAACCGCUCCGGCGGUGUUCCGCCGGUGAGCUGUGUUGUUUCGGAUGGCUGUAUGUCGUUUACUAUCAAGGCUGCCGAAGAAUUUGGUAUACCUGUCACUCUCUUUUAUCCUUUUGGUGCCUGCGGCUUCAUGGGAUUUCUACAGUACCGGCAACUUCUUGAAAAAGGCAUUAUUCCAUUUAAAGAUGAGAGCUACUUCACAAAUGGGUAUUUAGACACAACUUUAGAUUGGAUUCCGGGAAUGAAAAACAUUCGACUGAAGGAUCUCCCUACUCUCUUACGUAUCACAGAUCGAAAUGACACUAUGUUCAACUUCAUUAUGAGAGAAGUUGACGCAUCUGCGAAUGCUUCUGCCAUACUCUUCAACAGUUUCCACCCAUUAGAGCACAAAGUCUUGGAAGCUCUCUCGCCCAUGAUCCCACGUCAAAUUUACACUGCAGGCCCCAUCCACCUACUUGUCCAAAAAACUCAACCAAAAAGUUUGUCCUCCAUCAAAUCUAAUUUGUGGAAAGAAGAGCUCGAAUGCCUAGAAUGGUUGAAUUCAAAGGAUACCAAGUCAGUGAUUUAUGUCAACUUUGGCAGCAUCACCCCCAUGACCCCUCAACAACUGGUUGAGUUUGCUUGGGGUUUGGCCAAUAGUGAGAAACCCUUUAUUUGGAUUAUAAGGCCGGACAUCAUCGAUGGGAACUCCGCGAUUAUCCCAACUGAGUUCGUGGAAGAGACAAAAGAGAGAUGUAUGAUUAGCAGUUGGUGCCCACAAGAAGAGGUUCUGAACCACCCUGCAAUCGGAGGUUUCCUGUCGCAUUGUGGAUGGAACUCGACCCUCGAAAGCUUGAGCGCCGGGGUGCCAAUCAUUGGUUGGCCUUUCUUUGCUGAGCAACAAACUAAUUGUUGGUUCUUGUGUUCUGAUUUGGGGGUUGGAAUGGCAAUAGAUACGGAUGUGAAGAGAGACGAAGUGGAAAAGCUUGUGAGGGAGUUGAUAGAUGGAGAGAAGGGAAAGGAAAUGAGGGAAAAGGCCAUGGAGUGGAAGAGAAUCGCCGAGGAAGUCACGGAGCCUGGUGGUUCUUCUUUGGUGAAUUUAGAUAAGAUGAUCCAAGAGGUUUUGCUGGCACCACUUUCAAAACCCUAAAUUAAUUUGGUGCAGCUGUCUGUAUGUGGUCUCGUAUUAAAGUACUGUGAUUGGUUACAUGAUCAAUCAUCAAUAAAGUGUUAAUGAGCUACCAACUCAAUUAAAACACACAUCCCUAAUACGUUUGCCAUUUAUAUAAAUAUAUAGUACGUAAAGAUCUUAUCUCUUGCUUUUCAGAAA
Messenger RNA from Humulus lupulus (European hop), 1663 nucleotides. RefSeq names its product 7-deoxyloganetin glucosyltransferase-like. Bases 35 to 1483 code for a protein of 482 amino acids. Lineage: Eukaryota; Viridiplantae; Streptophyta; Magnoliopsida; Rosales; Cannabaceae. The record is from RefSeq and is a predicted model, not a curated record. Gene Ontology annotation, molecular function: UDP-glycosyltransferase activity. The transcript is spliced from 2 exons.